Penaeus indicus is the source of this 1233-nucleotide messenger RNA. Its product is annotated as phospholipase ABHD3-like. The transcript has 8 exons. Bases 1 to 1233 code for a protein of 410 amino acids. NCBI's taxonomy places the organism in Eukaryota, Metazoa, Arthropoda, Malacostraca, Decapoda, Penaeidae. Gene Ontology annotation, molecular function: monoacylglycerol lipase activity; acetylesterase activity. Gene Ontology annotation, biological process: medium-chain fatty acid catabolic process; medium-chain fatty acid biosynthetic process. The record is from RefSeq and is a predicted model, not a curated record.
AUGGAGUGGCAGAGUUUGUAUAGUGACUGCCCGAGGGUAGUGCUCGGCCUCACCAUAGGAGCUGGCUUCUUGAUCUACUACCUGGUCGAGGCCGUGAAGCGCCCCCUGGUGGCUUCCCGGGACAGCGCCUGGAGGGACUUCUUGGAGGAGAACCUGGUCAUCCUGCAGGAGAGGUACUGGCCGACUCCCUGGUGCCUGGAAUCCCGCCUUCAAACAGUCCUGGCGUCGAUCCUGCGCUACAGACUGCUUCCUCGUGUCACCUACAGAAAAGAGGUACUGCAGCUGAGAGACGGAGGCCAGGUCUGCCUCGACUGGCUGGACGGCGCGGGGGGGGCCACUUCGCCCAUCAUCCUUAUCCUGCCGGGGCUGACGGGGUCCUCGCAGAGCGACUACAUCAAGGGGCUCGUCCUGACGGGGAGCAAGACGGGUGCUCGCUGCGUCGUCCUCAACUACAGGGGCACGGCGGGUAUCGAGCUCAAGACGACCAGAACGUACUGCGCGGCCAACAGCGACGACCUGGAGGAGGCCCUGCAGCACCUGAGGACGACCUACCCGAACGUCCCCCUCAUAGCAGCUGGAGUGUCCCUUGGGGCGUCAAUCAUAGGGAACUACCUAACGACUCGGGGGGAGCAGGCGGGUGAUUUUCUGGUGGCAGCGGUGGUAUUCUCAACACCUUGGAACAUGCAGUUAGGGGUGAAGAGCAUGGAGAGGCCACUCUGUAACCUGCUGUUAAAUAGGUACCUUGUGGCAUGUCUUUGUGGCUUAGUGAGCAGCAUGAGUUAUCAGCUAGCUGGCGAUCACAAAUGGAAUUAUGAUCAUGUCAUGAAGAGCAAGAGCUUCCGAGAGUUCGACUCCCGCUUCACCGCCAUGCAGUUCGGGUUCCGCGACGCCGAGGAUUAUUACAAGACCUCCUCCCUCCACGAGAAGCUCGACGACAUCCGGGUUCCUCUCCUCUGCCUGAACGCGGCUGAUGAUCCUUUCCAGCCUAUGGAAGGUGUCCCAGUGGAGGCAGCGAAGAGGUCGAGUCACGUGGCCCUCGUCGUGACGGCGAGAGGCGGCCAUAUUGGUUUCAUGGAGGGAUUCCUACCCACUUGUACCUACUACAGCGACCGCCUUUUCCUCCAAGUGGUGAACAGCAUUUUCGCCAACCUGGACAAGAUGGUUGCUAUUAAGAAGGAAGCUAACGAUUUCGCGAGGAGCAAAGCGCUCGAAUCCACUUCCAAAUCAUCUUAG